Messenger RNA from Aureobasidium namibiae CBS 147.97, 996 nucleotides. RefSeq lists its product as uncharacterized. Lineage: Eukaryota; Fungi; Ascomycota; Dothideomycetes; Dothideales; Saccotheciaceae. The record is from RefSeq and is a predicted model, not a curated record. The transcript has a single exon. The coding region runs from base 1 to 996 and encodes 331 amino acids.
AUGUUUGCUAUAUUGCGUGGCAUCCAAUUGAGAGCGCACCGUCCGAGUCAACUCGCAUCUUUUCACUCUGGCCAUCUGUUGAUUCGACUUUCUUCAUCUGCUGCCAACAAUGCUACCAACAAGGACCUUGGGGAUGCACCUCAGGAGGUGCCAUUCUCUAAAACCAAAGAUUAUCGGAGAGCACACAACAAAGCAUACUAUCAAAAACACAGGGAAGCUUUGUUACUUCGUCAAAAAGAUCCUUCCAAAAAGGAAGCUCAGAGAUUGGCGCGUCAAGAGUGGCGUCGUAACAACAAGGAAGCCCUCAACGCUAAGGAACAAGUAUGGCGUAGCGAGAAUGCCGCUCGUGUCAAAGGAUACAAUCAGCAAUACUAUCAGCGUCACAAAGAGGCCAUAUAUGCCCACAGCAGGAAGUAUCGCCUUGAUAACCCAGAGGUCACCAGGCAGUAUCGUCGCCAGUAUUAUCUUCAGAACUCAGAGGCCAUCAGGCAGAAUCAACGCCAGUAUCGUCUGCAGAAUGCAGAGGCCAUGGCUGCGCAGCGAAGAGCGCGCUACUUAGAGUCACCCGAACGCAUUCGAAAAGCCGCUGCGCGUGAGGAACGCAGAGCAUUACGUGCCGCUGAACAGGAUGAGCGUCAGAGAAUGCGUGACGCUAGAAAGGAUGAGCGUCAGAGAAUGCGUGACGCUAGAAAGGAUGAGCGUCAGAGAAUGCGUGACGCUAGAAAGGAUGAACGUCAGAGAAUGCGUGACGCUAGAAAGGAUGAGCGUCAGAGAAUGCGUGACGCUAAAAAGGAUGAGCGUGAAAGACGUCUCGAGGAACAGAGAAAGAAUGCCGAUCUUCGGAGACGUCUGAGAGAGGAACGCGCUUCAAUCGACAAAGAGCGGGUAAUACGUCUUGCCGAAAAAGAACUGUCCUCCAAGAAGCGCAUUCACUUGCUCCGGCAACUUGCAAGGCAGAAAAGGCUUGAGAGUUCGAACUCGAGCAGAAGGCUCUGA